Molecule: messenger RNA, 1789 nt
Organism: Cucurbitaria berberidis CBS 394.84
Lineage: Eukaryota; Fungi; Ascomycota; Dothideomycetes; Pleosporales; Cucurbitariaceae
Exons: 3
Coding region: 1-1665 (554 amino acids)
Source: RefSeq, a predicted model, not a curated record
AUGAAUCUUGAGCUCUGGCUCACCACAUUGAUCACAAUCUCACCACAGCAGGACGAUAUUAACACCCAACAGCUCAAGCCAGCGCAAAUUCUUGAAUUCAUGUCGACUGGGAAUGUUUGGGUUCGCCGUGGCCAUGGGAUGCACGUUGAGCUACUACUUACGUUGCGGGAAGAGCCUCUUCCGUACAGGCAGCUCCAAGAUCUGGUCGAAAAAAUCCUCCAGGCACCGGUGUGGGAGCAGUUGAUGCUACAGCCUUCACUUCCAAGCGACGUCGUGCUGGAGCCCGGAGUCAUACAUCUCAAUAUCAACCACGCUGCCGAUGGUGGACCGCAAGAAGAGCAGCGACGCCAUAGGAUCUUUUCAGAUGUACCAAAUUCAGACGUACGAUCACCGGAAGGGUUUCCAACCAUUUCUCUUUGUUCGGUUCGUUUUCGCAUGGACAUAGUUGAGGCCAAGCAACUACCGAGGGCAGCGAACAAGAAGUUGAAAGCGUCAGCAAGGAAGAGUGAAAACGUCCAACUAGAAGACAGGCCACAAGAUCAAGAAUUAGGAGGAGUGUUCGAUGUUAUCUCGGACGAGACAAGCCCAGCUACUACUAAGCUGCACACUACUUACACUCCUACUCUUGUAGAACUACCUAUGGAACGGAAGCGCAAAAAGUUGUCGAUGACAUCCAGCAUAAGAUCAAACUCGUCACCGACGCCUCGCUCAGAUUUUCAAGACGGCAUGGAACUAACGUCCGUUUCUAAUCGACAGCCUAAUACGCUUACAAUAAUCACUGCCUCUGAUCGAGGGAAACUUGAAAGUAUAAUCGAUGGAGCCUUACGGCUAUCCGUGUGUGGUAGCUUGACUAAUAGGUCGAAAUCUGGUCUUAAAAUUAAAGCAAGCACGUUUUCUCGAGGUCUGGCGGACGUUGCUCCUGCUUUGUGGAAACCAGGAUAUUUGCCCGCACUAUCACUAAGAGCUCAGAUGGUGCCCACCAUCAGUCGCUCUCUCAGUCGUGUGGCUUGCUCAAGGACUAUGCCCCUAUCGCUCAAGAACAAAUUGACUGAAUUGAUAACUGUUCCACACCAAUUUCCAUCCGAAAUCCUAACUCACCCAGAUCUUGUCGCGGAACAAAACAUUGGGCGACUUACCUCAUCUAUCGCUAGUCGGCUUUGGCAGCACCUACAGAAAAAUCUGGUGAGCAAGUCGGCGACGACACUACAAGGUUUUAUGACCUCAAGUUCAGGAACAACGGCUCACUCGGAGUCGGACGAUAUGUUGGAGGAAGUGCUACAGCAACAGAAGUAUCAGCAUAUACCUAGACCUUGCGCCGACGAAGAUGAAGACACCCAUUUGCUUGAUGGAGAGUCAAUGGUCCGCGAAGCCCCCUGGUCGUCCACAAAACUUGAGGGUAAUCUGCUGAGAAAGCGUACUGUUAAAAGUUCAACAAUCGAUCAUGACUCCGGAGAAACUGGAGACGAUCUACUGCUUGAUCCGGUGUCCCAGGAGAUCAAAACGACUGUUAACCUCUUCAGCAAAAUCGAGUCUCGCUCUUUACACUCUGGCUCAAGCGAUUCGCUUCCGAGUCAUGAUGUCUCUCCGAACAAGCUGCCCAUACAAGCUCUUCAGUAUAGCCUCGACUCGAAUUGGACUACGAAACAGCCAUUUGACCGCUCCUAGCCUCCGUCCUUUUCCGUUUCUCGCCAAGAACGAACAGCCGCAAGAUGAUUUAUUGUUUGGCGAAUAUGGGGCGCCUUAUCAGGAGUGGCGCAAGUUUGCUAGUGGUGCCAGUUACACUCACUUG